Messenger RNA from Pygocentrus nattereri (red-bellied piranha), 1612 nucleotides. RefSeq lists its product as uncharacterized. The transcript has 6 exons. NCBI's taxonomy places the organism in Eukaryota, Metazoa, Chordata, Actinopteri, Characiformes, Serrasalmidae. The coding region runs from base 134 to 877 and encodes 247 amino acids. The record is from RefSeq and is a predicted model, not a curated record.
AGGACUCACAGUGACUAGAUCAUUCUGGUUCAUUGAAAGUCUCUGGCAGCCUGGUGUUGAACCUGAGGAUGUGAAAGAGUCUGAUCAGUAUAAGGGGAGAGUGCAGUACAGCCGGACCCUGAACGACUGUAGAAUGACCAUCACUGACCUGAGAGAGAGUGACGCUCACACAUACAGGUUCAGAUUCUACGCUGGUGGUCCUGGCGGCAGAUACUCUGGCAGAGGUGGAGUCACUCUGUCCGUCACAGAUCUGAAGGUUACAGUGUCAGAUACAGAUGGAGGAGUAAAGAAGCUGAACUGCAGCUCCACCUGCACUCUGCCCAACACCACCACCUACAUCUGGUACAGGAACGGACAGCCUGUAUCUGGGUGUGAAUCUGCCUCCUGCUCUGUAGCUGUGGUCAGUGAAGUGGUCAGCUACAGCUGUGCUGUUAAAGGCAGUGAUCUCCACCCUCCUCCAGUGUAUAACAGGACGUCAGUAUAUGCAGCUUCUGGAGGCGCCGUGGUUUUGCUUCUGAUAUUCACUGCAGUCUUUUUGUGGAUGAGGAGACGAGCAGCAGUGACCAGCAGCAAGACAGAGAAGAGCAGUGGAGAGGGAGCUUCUGCUCCUGUGUAUGAUGAGGUCUCCACCCUGGCUGUGACCUCUGAGCCCUCAAGAGCUGCAUCCUCAGAUGGUCAGGAUGAUGUUCAGUACUCCAGCGUUCAUUUCUCACGCUCUCAGACGAAGGAUGUUCCUCUCAACUCCACCGUCCACCCGUCAAACGUUCUGCCUCAUGAAGAGGAAGUGCAGUACGCCGUAGUGAACACUGCUAAACCAAGAACUGCUCGGAAUGAUGAAACUCCAAUCUACAGCACAGUCCAGAAGAACAUAAGAUGAAAGCUUCCACCUCUCCAGCAGACGCGCCAAUAGUGGUGAACAACAUGAAGAUAUUUAUCAUUUUUGUGAUGAAUCUAGUCACAAUGUUCUUUUGUAUACUUGGAGUAUUUUGUUGGUAUCGUCAGUACUUUAACACUGAACAACUGCCUGUUUCAUUACAAAGAGGGCUUAAUUAGUCCUGUUUAAUUGGAUUUAGUGCAGGACAGAAAUAAAAUCACUGUAUAGUUUCUGAUGGAUUAAAAAAAUUGCUCCAUUCCUGUUGAACCAAAAGAAGCAGCAGGCAGCAAUCAUGAUGUUUUGUUUUAAAAUUUCAUGGCUUUACCAGUUUCAAGACCAAGAAACAGAUCCAUGCUUUUAUACUUUGCCACCUUCAUUACUGAAAUGUGUUUCUCGCCGUACCAACAAACAAAUUACAGCCUGUACAAAGCACAGCAGUGAGAACAUGAACACGUACUAGAUAAGGAGAACCUAUGAGAGCAGUUUUAUCAUCACUCCACUGGCUAUUCCUUUAGAAUUGGCUGUAAUGUUUUAUUAGUAGUCUCUGAAUCUGUUAGUGCUGCAGCUCCUUCAUACGUCUCUGAAAGCCUCAUAAACUCUGAUCCACAUUGAGCUCCGAGAUCAUCCACUGCUGCCUUCAACACUUUCCACCAAUUUAAAAAGUUUUGUUUUUAUGCCGCAAAGAUCUGAAACACAGGAUCAAUAAAUAUUCAUCUUCUUUUAUACAGAUUUUUAGAA